AUAAACAUGAUUCCUUUGCUGGUCUUGAUAUAAGGUUCUUACAUUUAUUUACAUCUAUAAUUUUUAGUUUUUAUUGGUAAUCUUCUUUAUCUCAUUCUGUAUUCACCAUGAAGAUAUGAUAAGACAUUGAAGGUGAGAAAGACUCUAGUUUAAUUAUUUUUAGUCUUUUCUUGUUUUGUGUUCUCAUUAAAUAAGCUCAAAACAAUAUGACUUUGUCGAUAAACCAGCCUAUGAAUUUCGAUGAAAUAUGGUUUGACAAUGUUUCUAUCAAUAGCCAUGCAAUUAACCGGUCAUGUGAGUCUUUGGAAAGGCAAAUCAAAUGUUUGGAUACCGAUCAAAAGAUUGAAGCUCUUCUCAAAACAAUUCGUGUAAUUGAUUUGACCACUUUGGCUGGAGAUGAUACCUAUGUUAAUGUUCAGCGUUUGUGCUAUCGUGGAUUGAACCCAUUAACGGAGCCCUUGUUGAAAAGGCUUGAAUCUUGUGGUUUUUGUGAUGAAAAUCUAACUGUCGGUGCUAUCUGUGUGUAUCCAUCGCGCAUCAAAGAUUGUCAUGAAUCCUUCAAGAUGAUAAAGCCUUCAAAAGAUCCUUUGAAAAUUGCAUCCGUUGUUACUGGAUUUCCAUCGGGCCAAUAUGGAUUGGAUACACGUUUAAGUGAGAUUGGAUAUGCUCGAAAUUGUGGUGCUGAUGAGGUUGAUACAGUUAUCGACAGAUCUUUAGCUUUAAAUGGUGAUUGGAAAAAAGUUUAUGAAGAAGUGAAGCAAAUGAGACUUAAAGCUUCAACAAUGAAGUUGAAAGUUAUCUUGGAGGUUGGUGAGCUUGGUUCCCUAGCAAAUGUUUACAAAGCAAGCUGGGCCGCUAUGCUGGCUGGAGCUGAUUUUAUUAAAACAUCUACUGGCAAAGUUUCAGUUAAUGCUACUUUGCCCGUUGGUUUUGUCAUGACUCGAGCUAUAUAUGAAUUUUAUUCAACGACCGGUGUUAAAGUUGGCUUCAAACCUGCCGGUGGAUUAAGAACUGAUCAAGAUUGUUUUAAAUGGCUUAAGUUAAUUGAAAAUGAGUUAGGAGAUGAAUGGUUAUCACCUAAUUUGUUUCGCAUUGGAGCUAGUUCUCUUUUAAAUCAAGUUGAGAAAAGUCUAUUCAAAUUGGUAUUUGGUCGAGAACCGGCUUCAUGGGAACUUUCAUUGUAAUUCAAUAGAUUCGAUAGUGUUGAUGGAAACUCUGUCAAUAAAAUGUUAUUUUUCCGACUCUAAAACCAAGAAACUGUUAGCCUGUUCGUACUUCCAUGAUGAAUAAACAUAACCAAUUGACUUUCUUUACA
Molecule: messenger RNA, 1315 nt
Organism: Tetranychus urticae (two-spotted spider mite)
Lineage: Eukaryota; Metazoa; Arthropoda; Arachnida; Trombidiformes; Tetranychidae
Gene: Dera
Product: deoxyribose-phosphate aldolase
Biological process (GO): carbohydrate catabolic process; deoxyribonucleotide catabolic process
Cellular component (GO): cytoplasm
Molecular function (GO): deoxyribose-phosphate aldolase activity
Source: RefSeq, a predicted model, not a curated record